Lucilia sericata (common green bottle fly) is the source of this 912-nucleotide messenger RNA. RefSeq names its product endochitinase A-like. The record is from RefSeq and is a predicted model, not a curated record. Lineage: Eukaryota; Metazoa; Arthropoda; Insecta; Diptera; Calliphoridae. The transcript has a single exon. The coding region runs from base 74 to 547 and encodes 157 amino acids.
CAUGGACAUUUUUUGUGUUUUAUUAUAAAACCAUAUAGGAGCUGUAUAUUUUAUCAAAAGUGAACAUGACUUAAUGUUAACAGCACCACCACCACCACCAACAACAUCAUCCUCAUCUACAACAUUAUUACUAACAACAUUACCCACCGGAUUACAGCAAACAUUGGCAGCUAACUCCACACUGCCGCCGCCUAGCACAUCAUUAACAUCAUCAUCAUCAUCAUUAACAGCAACAACAUUUCUUACACCCCCAACUACUAGUAGUAAUACUAGAAAAUCUCGUCGUUUAAAUAAAUCUAUACAAUUAGAUUAUACCACCAUACCUCUACUAACUGUUAGGCGUGGUACAACAAAAACAAAUUCAAAAUAUGUUUGUGAUAAAUGUCCCCAUAAAUCAUAUCAAACUUAUAAUAGUUUAUUACGUCAUCAACGUGUUGAAUGUCAUAAAGAUCCUCAACAUAUUUGCUCUUUAUGUUCGAUACGUUUUUAUUAUUUAACUACCUUAAGAAAACAUGCCAAACGUAUGCAUAAUAUAGAUGUUGAUUAAAGUUGAGGAAAACUUAAGGAAUUUUAAAGAAAUUUCUUUAAAAUAAUAAUAAUUUUAUUUGAAAAAUGUAUAUUAAAAACUUAUAUAUAAAAAAUCUUAAAACUAAAUUAAAUGUUGUGUUGUUUCUUUGUAAUAAUAAUUGUAUUAAACAAAUAUCUUUAUAUAUAGUAAAAAUAACGGUAGUUUUUAGUUAAAUUUAGUUAAAAACUUUUAAAAGUAAAAUUUGAGCAAAUUAUUUAAUAGUUUUAGUUAAAUUUAGUUAAAUUUCUUUAAUUUAGUAAAAUUUUUAUUAGUUUGUAAUGUUUUGUUAAACAAAUAUUGACAAUUUUCUUUAUCAAGUUAAACUUUUAAGGCUUAAUUUUGUU